AUGGCCAAUGCUGAGGCUGCCGCAAAAGUUGACAGGAUGAGCGAUUUGCCUGAUGAGAUUCUCUGCCACAUUUUUUCUUUUCUUGAAUCUCAUCAAUCCAUAAGAUUAAGCUCUCUAUCCUCAAGAUAUCGGUACUUAUGGAGGUCAGUCCCCACUUUUGAUUUUUGGGACAAUCAUCAUUCAAAACGUAUCUUCGAAAAACUCAUUGAAAAUGGCUUGAAGUUUCAUAAAAAUUUGGCAACCAUCCGGAAGUUUCGUCUUUGGUGUAUCAGUCUUCCAUGCAAGGAGUCUCUGAUUUCUAAGUGUAUCGAUUCUGCUACAGCCGCAAGCUGUUCUAAUCUUCAAGUGUUGGAUAUUUAUCUAGGUGAGGGGUAUCUUGUUGAUUUAUCUCCUAUUAUCUUUUCAUGUAAAAAACUUACAAGUAUAAGGUUGUCUGGUGGAAUCUAUAUCAACGAAAUUCCGACCGAUACUCGAGUGUUCUUCCCAUGUCUUAAGACCCUCCGACUUAAAUCGAUUUCCAUUGUUGGCGGUAACACAUUGAACAAGCUUCUCUCCGGCUGCCCUCGGUUUGAAACUUUUAACAUUGAACGUUGCUAUGUUCUAUCUGGCAUAUACACACCCACGGUUAUGAUCAAUAAACUACAAAUAAAAUACCAACUUAAACCUAGUGGGAUACAUGAAGAUGGUGAUUCAAACCGUGUAUCAUCCCUGGCUUCUGCAAGCAUUAUUGAUCUUAAAACCCAUGAACACAAUUCUCAAGUCACCUUUGAUCUUUUGAACUCAAUCUCUGGUAUAGUACAGCAGAUGAUGUUAUUCACGAGUAGGAAUGAAAUUUACAACAGUAAUUAUGUGGAUGGACCGGUAUUUUGGCCAAAUUUGAAGCAUCUUGAGGUUAAAGCUAGUGAUAAUUUGUAUGACCCUCGAGCUUUGUCUCUCUUAUUGGCACAUUCACCUAAUUUGAUCUCUUUGGUUCUCGAAAAGGAAUAUCAAUAUUGCUAUGAUAAUUUGCAGACAAAUUUGUUACCAAACGUUUUAUACAAGAAGCUUGACACAGUUAAAAUCGGUGGAUUUGAUGGAAGAAGAGAGAUGGGAGUUGUGAAAUAUUUCUUGAAGAAUGCAUUGGUAUUGAAGAAGCUGAUGAUAGGACACUGUUACAACACUGGGGAAAUAAAUGAAGAAACAGAGGCAAGGAUCUUGAAAGAACCAAGAGCUUCUGCUCAAUCAGCGGUGGUUUCCCUCUCGCUCGAAUGCGUUUUUCGAAUUGCAGAGACGGUUCCGGAUGAGAAGAUUGGAAAUAGUAUCAUCCAACUGAUGAAGGAAAUAUAUAUAGUUCAUGGUGGAAUAUUGUCGGCUAACAAGUCCGUGCGGUCUAGGCGACCCCUGGUGUGCAGUGGCCUCGGUCCUAGGCAGUCCUUGACGUGCAUAGGUCUUGCUUGCGGGCAGACUGGGGCGGGCGUCCUUAGCCUUGUGCGACGCGUCUGUCCCGCUCCUAUGGGUGUCCUGGUGGGUGUUCGUCUCGGCCCCAUGGUGGAGGCAGUCUGCCUUGUGCUGGUUGUAGCUCUAUGGCUAGCAAAUGAAUUUGACCUUGGGAUGUAUAUCAUCGAUGGCCAACCCCAUGCCCUGUCCGUUGGAGUAUAG
This is a messenger RNA of Hibiscus syriacus, 1638 nucleotides long. RefSeq names its product FBD-associated F-box protein At4g10400-like. Gene Ontology annotation, molecular function: protein binding. The transcript has 6 exons. Lineage: Eukaryota; Viridiplantae; Streptophyta; Magnoliopsida; Malvales; Malvaceae. The record is from RefSeq and is a predicted model, not a curated record. Bases 1 to 1638 code for a protein of 545 amino acids.